AUGCUUAAUAUUAAACGAAAAAAAACAUUUUCAAAGAAAUCUAAGCUUUUGGUCAAAGAAAAAGAUAUUCCUUCAUUAAACACAUCUGUUCCAGCAAAAGUACAAAAACCUCGAAAAGUAUUUGUUAAAGAUAAAGCUGCUUUAUUGUCUAUUUUGGAGCAAGUAAAUCGGAAAUUAGAUGAUGAAGCUAAUAUUAAGCGGGAAAGAAUGAAGGACAUAAUGGCACUUAAACAGGUAAAACAAGCCAAACGAGAAACAAGAGAACUCUAUAAAAAAAAUAAGAAACAAAAAAAAUGGGAAGAAGCAGUAGCAAAAGUUAAGCAGAAAAAACGUAAUACAAGAUAA
Pneumocystis jirovecii RU7 is the source of this 345-nucleotide messenger RNA. RefSeq lists its product as uncharacterized. Lineage: Eukaryota; Fungi; Ascomycota; Pneumocystomycetes; Pneumocystales; Pneumocystaceae. The coding region runs from base 1 to 345 and encodes 114 amino acids. The record is from RefSeq and is a predicted model, not a curated record. The transcript is spliced from 5 exons.